Messenger RNA from Toxorhynchites rutilus septentrionalis, 7896 nucleotides. RefSeq names its product myosin-IIIb-like. Bases 982 to 6207 code for a protein of 1741 amino acids. The transcript has 14 exons. Gene Ontology annotation, molecular function: protein binding; cytoskeletal motor activity; protein kinase activity. Gene Ontology annotation, biological process: protein phosphorylation. NCBI's taxonomy places the organism in Eukaryota, Metazoa, Arthropoda, Insecta, Diptera, Culicidae. The record is from RefSeq and is a predicted model, not a curated record. Gene Ontology annotation, cellular component: myosin complex.
CUACCUUAAGCGAGUGGAUGUGGAUUGGUCGAGUUCUGUGCGAUGUUUAUGCGUGGAAAUCGAAAAAGAAACAUAUCACAUAGCGCGUGCGAAGAUUAAUUAUGUUUUAUGCUCGAAGCCAAUCGCAUGCUUGGUUUUGAUGCUCCCGAGUGGAUUAGAACCAGACAUCGAUAAUCGAUCGUUGGCGCUUCCGGUGUGGGGCUUCUAUGAAUGGUCGACGUUCUUUCGACUGGGUGCAGUGGUGCGUGGAAAGAGGUGCCUUCGAUAAGGGCCAUAUCUGGGUUCGUUUUCCGUCCGAUGAAAACGUGAUAUACCUUCAUGAUACCGGUGAUUUUGGCGCGGUGCAGUAGGUGUGUUAACAGUAAAUGAUUACCUGUUGCAGGAAGUGAAUAAUUGCUGGGAGGAAUAUCGGUGGAAGUAAAUAGCGGUUUGUUUUAUUCUGAUGCGGUGACGUUCGACUUGAAGUGUUUGGGCUUAGGUUCUGUUUACUUAGAGCCUUAUUGAAAGUGUCAAGAAUUCUGAAAUAAUCAAUAAAUUGUGUACAUGUGAAACAGUGGCUUUGGAGAAUUUUCGAGUGAUAAUUGAUGCAUUUUGGAAAGUUUUGCGCUAAAUGUGAGUGAUUGGUAUUGAAGACGAAGUACCAUAAACAAAAUUGACGUGAUUGCCAGCAGGUGUCAGAAAUAGUGUUAAUAUCAGACACACAUCUAAUACAUCGACAAUUGAAGUAGAUAACUUGGAAUACCUUUCUCAGUGGAACACAGGGAGAAGCUGAUAGCGGACUGCCGGUGAACCAUUUGACUGCUAGUGCGCGGCGGCGGUGGCGGCAACGUCAUCGGACACAAGGGAACCACGCUCCACGGCAUGACUAAUGCAAAGCUCGGAUCAAGUUUACUGGAACUGGUUUUCACGGUUUCACCUUAGCUUCGACAGUAGGUGCCCUGCGGUAUCAGGAAGGACGCCGGAAAGAUUGAGAGAAGAAAUAUGGCCUACAAUGGACUGUCGCAGCAUGUGGAUUUUAUGAGACUGCCCAAUCCGGUCGACCGCUUCGCGCUCCUGGAUCUCAUCGGCGAGGGAACCUAUGGCGAGGUCUACAGUGCCAAGGACAAACACACGGGCCGGAAGUUUGCCGUCAAGCUAUGCACCGGUGGCUCGGUAACUGAUCUGGUUCAAGGCCUGCGCAGUCGGGGAGCACGAUUGACCAACAACCAGAUCGCGUACAUUCUUCGCGAAACGAUCCACGCGUUGGUGUUCCUGCACGAGAAUCACUGUAUGCAUCGGGACAUCAAGGGGCACAACAUACUGCUGACGGAGAAUGGUCACGUCAAGUUGGUUGACUUUGGGGUGAGCUCACAUUUGGCUGCGACGAUGGCCAGGAGGAACACUAGCGUUGGAACACCAUACUGGAUGGCGCCGGAAGUGAUCGCGUGCGAGCAGCAACUGGACCAGUCGUACGACUCGCGGUGCGAUGUUUGGUCGGUGGGAAUAACGGCCAUAGAACUGGCCGAAGGGGAUCCCCCGCUGUGCGAGCUGCAUCCGAUGCGGGCACUGUUCCAGAUCCCUAGGAAUCCUCCCCCGAAGUUGGCCCACCCGGAGCACUACUCGACGAUGCUGUCGGAGUUUAUCUCCGACUGCUUGGUGAAGGAUUUGGAGCAGAGACCAUUCUCGAAAGAGUUGGUGACGCAUCCGUUUUUGAAGGCGGUGGGACCAUAUGUUGAGAAAGUUCGACAGGAGCUGAAGAGCGAAAUCCAGAAGCAACGUAUGGAGGGGCGGACUCAGCGGCAAGCCCAGCCCACGACUAAGUAUGGCAAGUUGAAAUCGGACCGCAAAUCGAAGCCGCAGAAGAUUUUCAUGGAUGACCUGGCGGCGCUGGAUGUGUUGACGGAGGACACGAUCGUUGAGCAGUUGCAGAAGCGAUUUGAUAACAAUCAAAUCUAUACGUACAUUGGUGACAUACUGGUGUCGGUGAAUCCAUUCGCCCACUUCGGAAUGUAUACCCCGGGUCAUCAGGCAAAGUACGCCGGAAAAUCACGGUCGGACAACCCACCGCAUAUUUUCGCUGUGGCUGACGCUGCCCACCAGGCACUGGUGCAUCAGAAGCAGAAUCAAGCGAUCGUCAUCUCCGGGGAAAGUGGUUCGGGGAAAACAGAGAGCGCUAACCUUCUGCUCAAGCAGUUGGUAUAUCUUGGAAAAGCAGUUACCAAAAACCUUGAGGAGCGAAUAUUGCAGGUUAAUCCAAUCAUGGAAGCAUUCGGAAACGCCCGAACUGGCAUCAACUCAAACAGCUCUCGCUUUGGUAAAUACCUGGAGUUGACCAUGGCUCGCAGUGGAAAGGUCAAUGGAGCACGGAUCUUCGUAUACCUUCUGGAGCAAAGCCGUGUGGUCAAACAGGCCGAGGGAGAAGGCAACUUCCACAUUUUCUACUACAUGUACGACGGUCUGCAGGCGGAGAAACGCUUGGAGGAAUAUUAUCUGCAUCCAUCGUACAGAAAGACCCACCGUUACCUACAGGAAACAGCAACAUCACCAAAAACCAACGUUGACCGUUGGAAGCAGCUGUUGGCCAGUUUCAAAGUGCUCGGCUUCCGAGACGACGAGGUGGAUAUGGUGAACCGAGUGCUGGCCGCUAUUCUGAAUCUGGGCGAUCUGGAGUUUGGAGAGAUUGUCUCCAACGACAGUACCGAUGGGAAGGCUCGCGUUACCGACGUGGCACCGAUGCAUCGCGUAUCCAAGCUGCUCGGAGUGGAGUCGUCCGAUCUGUUGGAGGCACUGACCUCCAACUCGGUGGUGACGCGAGGCGAAACAAUCACACGACACAACAACGUGGCUGAGGCGUCUACUGCUAGGGACGCCAUGGCGAAGGGUUUGUACGGGCGGCUGUUCGAUUGGAUGGUCAAUCAGAUAAAUCUGCUGCUGGUUCACAACAAGCCGAGUAACAGCCCGGAUCAACUCGCCGUUGGACUCUUGGAUAUAUUCGGCUUCGAGAACUUCUCGAAGAACUCAUUCGAGCAGUUGUGUAUCAACAUAGCCAACGAGCAGAUUCAGUACUACUUCAAUCAGCAUAUAUUUACAUGGGAACAACAGGAAUACAUGGCUGAGGGGAUUCCGGUGGACCUGGUUGAGUUUGCAGACAAUCGUCCAGUUCUGGAUAUGCUAUUGAGUCGCCCUCUCGGAUUACUCGCUCUUCUAGAUGAAGAAUCUCGUUUUCCAAGGUCCAACGAUCGAUCACUCAUCGAGAAGUUCCACAACAACAUCAAGUCGAAAUUCUACCAACGACCAAAGUCGGAUGCCGUGUGCUUCGCGAUCCACCACUUUGCCGGUCGGGUGGUCUACCAGGCGGACGGAUUCCUGGAGAAGAACCGCAACUUCCUGCCGGCAGAGAUUAUCCAGCUCAUCCGCCAGAGUCAGUAUGACAUGAUUCGUUUCCUGUUCCAGUGUCCCAUAACUAAAACAGGUAACCUGUACUCUGCUAUCCACGACACCGGAUCGCGCCAGAAUGUGUCCAACCUGAUUAAGGUGGAUACAAAGGAAAAGUUCAACUCUCGCGGACUUGCAUCGCAAUCGAGAGCUCAGCAGACGGUGGCCACCUACUUUCGCUACUCGUUGAUGGAUCUGUUGCAGAAGAUGGUCACCGGGACGCCCCAGUUCAUCCGCUGCAUCAAGCCGAACGACAUGAAGGCAGCGAAGAGCUUCGAGCCCGCCAAAGUGCUGAAGCAGCUGCGCUACACCGGAGUCCUGGAGACGAUUCGGAUCCGCCAACAUGGGUUCAGCCAUCGUCUGACGUUCGCUGAGUUCUUGAAAAGAUACUACUUCCUCGGCUACGGAUUCGAGGAACGCGUCGUCGCUAGCCGAGAAUCGUGUCGUUUACUUUUAGUGCGUCUAAAAAUGGAUGGAUGGGCUCUCGGGAAAUCCAAGGUGUUCCUCAAGUACUAUCACAUUGAGUAUCUCUCGAAGCUGUACGAGGAACACGUUGGUAAAAUCAUUUUGGUGCAAGCUUGCGUACGUCGUUGGUUGGCGAAGUCUCACUUCAAACGUGAGAAGCAACAGGUGCUGGCAAUGAGUGCCGUCACUCUACAGAAGCACGUUCGUGGCUGGCUGACGCGGCGACGCAUGAACAAGCUCAUGCGCGAGAGGAAGGAGAAGGAACGUCUUGAGCAGGAGCGGCUCGAGAAAGAGCGGCUGGCUAGGGAAAAGAAGAACAAUGAACAAAACAAGGUGAAACAGGCCCUCGCCAAGGCGAAGUUGAUCCAUCAGUACACCAACAACGAGUUGAACAAACCCUCGGAGAAACACUCGGUCGAUGUGAACAACAAGGAGAACGAAAAGGCAGCCAUCGUUAUCCAGAGUUACUACCGAGGUUACACCAUCCGCAAGAUGAAACUGACGCCGGAGAUGGAAGCCAAGACCAAGUACAUUCUCGGGAUCGCCAAGAACCGGGUCGAAGCCCAGCGAAUGAUGCAGAAGGAGGGUUUCUCCAAGGAGGAUGCCGCCCGGAUCAUCCAACGGUUCUAUAGAACCCACAAGAGCAAGAAGAGCAGCAAUCGGGAGAGCAGCCGUCGGAAGGGACAAGCCCCCCAACCCGUGAAACCUCUCUCGGCCAAGGAUCAGCAGGUGGAUCUGAUAGCCUUCUCACAGAACGUGCAUAUGCUGAACCAGGAAGUGCACAAAAAUCUGCGCGCCAAUAAGACCGGUGUGCCGUUGGAGGCCAUAGAAAAGCUCCCUAACGACUAUAAGCGGCCGCCGGGAUUUGUGUUGGUUCCUGGCCUGUUGGGGACAGUCCCCGGUGGAGAGUUCACCAAGUAUAGCUCUUUCCGCACUGGAGUCGACUGUGACCAUGAGAUGACCAAAGAACUAAUUCAAAGCCCUUCUUCGUCGAACGAAUUCGACGAUAUCUCGCCGUGGGACAUGCCAUUCUACGAACUGGAGCGGCACCUCCGUUCGCAAAGACAACGGAACCUCCAGCAGCAGCAGCAACGGGUGGACAUCAAUCGCAACGAGAUCCUCGGCGAGCGCAAAAUGGAGCUGAGCGAGCGCAAACAGCAGCUGUCCAACAACUGGCACCAGGUAUUCCAGGGCAGCGAGGCCAUCCAGGACAGUAAAUUCAAAGGGAUGGGCAGAUGCAACCACAAUAACGAACCCGCCCACAUUCGUCACAUCCCCGCCUUCAGCUAUCUCAAUCCGAACGGUCACCAGGUGCUGCGCUAUUCUCCGAACAGUGUCGACCAGAAGUCGAUCUCCCCCCAGCAUCAUCAGCAGCACUACCAACGGAACGCCAGCGAUGGCAGUGGCCAUCGGUAUCACGACAUGCCCUCGCAUCACCUCCAGCAGCACCCACAGCAGCUGGCGGUGAACGGCCAGGGAAAACCCAAGAAGCAGAGCUCAAAGAGUGAGAACAAAGUGAAGGAGAAGGAGAACAAGGAGAGGAAAAAGAAGGAGAAAAAGGUGAAGAAAGACAAGGAUCGAACUCAGACGCCAUCGUCCGGCUCUUCGCCGGUAGUGAGCAGUUCGAUUGAGAGGGGUCGCAAGGAACCCAAAAAGAAGGCACCGAUGCCACUGCCACCGUCUCAUCAGCACCACCAGCAUUUGCCGCCGAAGCGGACGCCGGUCGAACACCACGAGUAUCAGAACAUUUCCGAGGACACGAAGAUAGACAGCAACAGUCCGGUGAUGAGGAUGUUUGGCGACACAAACUUCCUGCAGAAUCAACGCCGGAAGGCUUCGAACCAGAAGGACAGUGGACUGAGCUGCGGUCAGGGAGUCUGCGAUAUGAUGAACGGCGUGUACCGGUACAACCCCCAUGUGACCUCCUUCGCGGAGCUUGAGUCGAACAAGAGUGGUAGCGGUGGCAGCAGUAACAACCGAUCACACCCUUCAACGCUCGAUCCAAAGGAGUGCGCACCGAACUUCCCGAACGUAUCCAAGUAUUUGAACAUCGAUGUAAAGACGCCUAACCUGAGGAAUGUCCGCAACCCAAUCAGCUCCACCAGCAGCAAUCUGAGCACCGACAGCAGCGGAUCGAACUCACUGAAUUCGUUCGAUUCGGUCGAGCAGGCGAUCAUCUUUCAGAAGAACAAAAAUCCCGACUCGUACCUCGGUCCGUUCAACUUUCGCCAGCUGCUUAGGCCCACCCAGGGUCCCACCGAGUCGCUCCGGAAGCGCAAGGGUAUCAAUCCCCCCUCGCCCCCACCACCGCAGCGCGGGAAGAGUUAAAUUAUUUAGAUUUUUAUGUUGUGGUUUUCCACUGUAAGUUAUUUCCGCUUUUGUUGUGUCCCGCUUAUUUUUUCGUGUAUUUUAUUUAAUUAUUGUGUUGUAUCUCGCUUUUUCCGUCUGAAUGUGUUUGUGAUUGUGAGUGUAUAUAUGAGUUGUUGUUUCGAUUUGCUGAUAGACUGUCUCGUUCCGCGUUCUCGAUGGAUGUAUGUUUCUCGCAAAUACAGCCAUCCGUGAAGUUGCAAUCACAGUUAUAAUCAAAUUUGUCACUUGCCUCCAAAUCCUUUGUUGUCUGUUUUCAUUAUGAAUGUUCAAUUUUUUUUUGUUUUUAGCAUAAUUUGUACGGGUUCCAUCCUUCCUUUGGCUGAAGAGUGAUGGAUCUCAUUUGCGCUUUUUCCCCCACAUCUUUGGUCUUAUCUGACCAUAACUUCGCUCUUUAUGGCUGCGCAUCCCACCACUUUGACGCCAUUUAUCAAAGUGAGUCUCGAUGAUUUGCAGGAGUCUGUCUUUCCGUAAAUGUCUUAAUUAUGCAUUGUGAUAAAAUGUGUGCAAUUUUCAAAACGACGAUUAUAAAAUAUUGUCGGGCUUUAGAAAACCGAUCACGUAGUGGUUGAUACAGAGAGAAGAGCACCGAAACGAGUAAUGCAAUAAGUCUGCUACAGGCUGCUCGACUCGGAAUUCGUGGAACGUGGAACGAUUCUGGUCUAUCUUUAUUAGUGUAGAGGAACUUCCUUUUCCAGCAGCAUCACCUUCCAUCCCCGGCUUACGGUGUGCUUACGGUGCUCGCAGUUUCCACCUUUGUAGGGGUAUGAGGUGGGCCAUCAUCAUCAUCAGUCUACCACCGGAAGAAAGCACAAAGAAAAAUUCAAGUCUUCUAAUGAACCAAAUGCAGCUCCCACUGCAAGGAACAACUUUUGUCUCUUGGCACCCCAGGCAGGAUUUAUUCACUGCACGGCUUAUCUUUUGUUUCCACCAAUUGCCCCCAUGACGUAAUUCUCAACAGUUUGAAUAGACACAAUGGAGGGUGUUAAUGGGAAGCCUCUUUUCAGCCUGCAUUUGAAAGGGGUGCAAAAUCGAAAGCCGUCUGUCACCGAUCUGCAGCAGAUAUUGACAUCGCUGAACCACAAAAAAAACACACAGCAUAAAUUAUUACACCUGUGAUUCUAUCAAAUAAUGCGUGAAAAUAGAGCCAUUUGAUUAAUCAUUUCGGGCCCGGGAGCCUCUCAACUUGGAAACUAAUGGAUCCCUUAUUCCUUAUCGCGGUAACUGCAGCGCUUCACACUUUCUGCUGGGGGAAGUUUCAUCCAUUCACCAUGUCAUCCUCUACUGAUUUUUUUUAAAUUUUCAACUUUGAUGCAUUCACUUUUACAGUUUUGUUAAUUUAUUAUGUAAACCUUUUUCCACUCCGACCACUGCUCGCUUCGGCGAAAUGUAUACUAUUCCUUAAAGUUAAGCGCGUAAGAUACAGCUGUUGUUUUCCAAAAACCCAUUUUACCAAGCUCGGAAAAAAGGCAAAUUGCUAGUAGAAGUUACGUUAACCAUGCAAGUGUUGAACAUCUAUCGUAAGAUUAUUUAAAUAAAGAUAAAUCGCAUUGCAAUUAGAAAAAAGAAGAAAAAAAAACACAAACACUCAAACACACUACACUACACCAAAUACUAGUGGAAUAAAGUUGUUAGAAUGUGUCCAGCUGA